Molecule: messenger RNA, 390 nt
Organism: Trichomonas vaginalis G3
Lineage: Eukaryota; Parabasalia; Trichomonadida; Trichomonadidae
Product: 8-oxo-dGTP phosphohydrolase protein
Exons: 1
Coding region: 1-390 (129 amino acids)
Source: RefSeq, a predicted model, not a curated record
AUGGACAAAAACGAUGACAACGAGGAUGUAUGUGUCCCAUACCCAGGAGGUCUUUCAUACGCUGUUGUCUAUGGUAUGAUGUCUUAUAACCUUGAAUACAUGAAUUACUCUACCGAAGUCUCAAUCGACCAAUAUCUCGCCGAUUCAUACGCAUAUGGAAACAAAACUUACGAGCAGGCUAAGGCUUUGAACCCAACCUACGGCUACACUUCAAAAGUUUACUUCCAACAGUGCUUGACAGUCAGUUUCUUACAGCGCAGUACAAAUGGCGAAAUCAAGACAUUACGCAGAGUUAACUCUACAAGGUGGGCUGGCCUUAAACUCGAUUGGCCAAUUGGUGCUGCAAUUUAUCUGCUUCUGUAUAUAGAGGCAUGCCAGUUCAUUUCAUAA